AUGCGGCUUCUCCAACUCCUCACUUAUUACGCCGUCGCUUCCGGCCUUGCUCUCCCCAAGCACGACACGGAGCUCGCAGUACGCGCCCCAGGCGACUUGGCUACGAUAGGAAGCAAUGCAUUCGACGCCGACGGCAUCCUUUCUCGUGACUCUAGUGCGGCAUGGACAGAGGCUGAGAAGGAUGCCUACCUAGGUCAAAAGGGCAUGACACCUUCCCAGCAGUACACCAUUGACCAGACGGGCUGUCUUCAUACUGGUCUGAUCAUUGGAAAGACUGCCAUAUUUCAGAAGAAGUUCAAGGCUAGCUAUCUUCAUGUCAGGCGUCUGGCAGACAAUCCCAACACAUGGACUCAGACCAGACAUGACUGGGACGAAGUAAAGAGAAUGCAGCGUAUCGACUAUGGUGGAACUACGACGUCGUCCAAGGGCAAUCUUGAUAGGGUCGUGAGAAAGGGCGAGGAGUGGAUUGCAUUAUCUGGUGGCCAGUAUUCUGCAGACUGGAACUGUUUAGCUUACUACCGUUUCAUGGCCUCGAAGCUCUAG
Molecule: messenger RNA, 543 nt
Organism: Colletotrichum phormii
Lineage: Eukaryota; Fungi; Ascomycota; Sordariomycetes; Glomerellales; Glomerellaceae
Product: EC51a protein
Exons: 4
Coding region: 1-543 (180 amino acids)
Source: RefSeq, a predicted model, not a curated record